UUGCCAAUAUCUCUUCUCUCGCUAACGAAGCUCUCUCUCUUCUUCUUUACACUUGCAGAGAUACCUAACACAGCCCCUCUUCCCUCAUAAAAAAGAAGCACCGAAACCCUAGUGUUUCUUGUCUAUCAAAGUUAAAAAUGCCGCUAUCAAGAGAUAGAUUGUCAAGCCCAGUAGACAUAGCUGCAAUCUUUGCUGCUCGAAGACAAUCAAGGAUUCUUGGUGUCUAUCAAGACCAGCCAGAGCUUGACAUGGCGCUGUUUGGUUCUCCUAGACCAAACGCAGCAACAAGAACUCAAACAGUGGGUGCGGGUACCAUUACUGUGCGUGGAAGAGGUGGUUUGGGCACUCCAAGGGGCCGAGGUGGCCGGACUUCAUUGGGCAGAGAAAAUAUUCCUCCACCUGGGAGUGCCCGAAGAGGAAGGGGUCGUGGAUCAAAUAGUGUGUUACCUGCCUGGUACCCUAGGACUCCUCUUCGUGAUGUCACUGCUGUUGUUAGGGCCAUUGAAAGGAGAAGGGAACGCUUGGAAGGAAGUGAUGGCCUAGAAAUCAGGAGCCCAAUGCCUCAAGUUCGAAUGAAUCAUAACUCUUCUGAGGCAACACCAGUUGCUCAUCUCGAGCACAGAAACAGGAUUAUGUCCCCAAAACCAACUACUGAAGUCAAGGGCUGUUCUUCUACCAUUGGUAAAGUGCCGGAAAUUUUGCAGCAUAUUACAAACCAAGCCUCUGGUGAUCCAGACUCUCUAACACCCCAGAAGAAACUCCUGAACUCAAUUGACACAGUUGAGAAAGUAGUGAUGGAGGAGUUGCGAAAAAUGAAGAGGACUCCUAGUGCUAGGAAGGCUGAGAGAGAGAAAAGAGUUCGAACUCUUAUGUCAAUGCGGUGACUGUUCAUCUUCUGAUGAUAUUUCCACAGUAUUCUAUGGUAAACCAACAGGAGGAAUACAGUCACUACCUUCGGUGACAACCUGUGCAGUGACUUUGAUCAUCGUCUGGUUAUAUCAUUGUGCAUCGAGAUUGACCAUCUUCUGGUGAUAUCCUUGUGCAUCAAGAUUGAUCAUCUUCUUGUGAUAUCUUUUCAGGGAGUCUUAGAUUUCAAUUUUGCUAGUGAAAGAUUGCUGCUGGGCAAUCUUUCACCAGCGUUCCCUUCAUUCUCAUGAAGGUUUUACUGUUGUUCCUUCAUUCGUUUGAAGGUAUGUAGGACAAGGGCUACGUAUUUGUUUUGACUGAUGUACAUAGGUUAGAAUACCAGGUAUAGCACUCCUGUCUUUUGCCUAUGAUCUGUUACUUCCUAUUGUCAUAUUGAAACAGUUCUGACCAGUUGAAAAUUCUAUCAUUUUGUGGUAAUUUGUAGAUGGAUAAAGUACAAUAAAUGUGGUUUUGCCUUGUUCUA
Populus euphratica (Euphrates poplar) is the source of this 1390-nucleotide messenger RNA. RefSeq names its product protein POLYCHOME-like. Gene Ontology annotation, biological process: regulation of nuclear division; negative regulation of ubiquitin protein ligase activity. Gene Ontology annotation, cellular component: nucleus. The transcript is spliced from 3 exons. The record is from RefSeq and is a predicted model, not a curated record. NCBI's taxonomy places the organism in Eukaryota, Viridiplantae, Streptophyta, Magnoliopsida, Malpighiales, Salicaceae. The coding region runs from base 138 to 884 and encodes 248 amino acids.